Besnoitia besnoiti is the source of this 4785-nucleotide messenger RNA. RefSeq lists its product as uncharacterized. Bases 1 to 4785 code for a protein of 1594 amino acids. NCBI's taxonomy places the organism in Eukaryota, Apicomplexa, Conoidasida, Eucoccidiorida, Sarcocystidae. The transcript is spliced from 13 exons. The record is from RefSeq and is a predicted model, not a curated record.
AUGCAGGACAGAGGGACGCCGUGGAGAUGGAAGAACAAGAAGCGAACCUCUAGUCGUGCGGGGGGUGAGGGGCAAAUCGCGACGGAGCGCGGUGCGCGGCUUUGUGUAGCUAGCGGUGAGGCGGGCGGAGUUUUCGAUUCUUUUGCCUUUCUCCCUCUCGCGCACGACCCGUUUUUCCGCCUCUUUUUACCUCUGCUGGAUUUGUCUUCUCCUUCUUCUCAUCGUCCUUCGGUGCAGUGCUUCCUCUCUCCCUUCUCGCAAAAAAGCGAGCCGCCCGUCGACACUGCCUCGAGCUCCCCCGCCCUCCAGGCCUCUGCGCUCCUUCCGGCGCUCUCCAAACUCCUCGCAUGCAUCUUCCCUCAGCCUGCCUUGUCUCUUCGCCGGUCUCCUUCUGGCUUCUUCUCUGUGUCGGAUCUCUUCCGCACCCCGCCCGCAAACGUAGCCGGCGUGGUUGUCGCAGCCUCGUGUCUGCUCGCGCAGGGACUUGUGUGCGCACCAGAGGCAGCUAAGCCCGGCGGAGGCUCGCACAUGGCGCCUGACGACAACACACACGCAGAAGAAGAGACGCAGAGGCUCGCUGGCAGGCUGUGCUCGCUCGCGAGAGUCGAGAGAGGGACAAACGGCCGCGUACCGCCUCGCACGUUAUCUGCUGCCUCUCCCAGGCCCUGCUCCAACGCACCGGACAGCUUCACAGAUCCCUCCAAGUCCUCGCUCGUGGCGGCCCUCCGCGUCUCGCCGGCUCUGCCGUGCUCGUUGUCGCCCAUUUCUCUGCCUUUUUCCUCGUGUUUGUCGGCGGCCGUGGUUCGCUCUUUCCGCCUCUCCUUGCUCGCCUGCGUCUCCGCUGCCGCAGGGCGCGAAGACGGAGGUCGCUCGGCUCUACUGAGCGGCGCGCAAGAGCCCAGAAACAGAGGGAGGCUCGCUCAAAGCACCGAGCCCGAGAAGCGAGGAGCCAAGUCGAAGAAAGGCGGAAGACGCGAACGUCCACGCGGGCAGGACCAGCAGACAGGCCAGCAGGAGACGCCUGUCUCCGGCCGUGGCUCGCCUGCCUCGCGGCUUGCUGCGGUCGCUCUGUUUUUGCCUCUCGCGUCGCACAGCUACCGUGACAAAGACGCGGAAGCGAGCCCGGAAAGGCCACACGCGCAGACGCCGACGGCCCCGGAAGGCCUGCUGCGCGACCGUGGAGCUGGCAGAAGAGAGCGGGAGCCGAGGAGAUUCACCGCGACGCUUCCGCCCGCGCCGGCGAUUCACAGCCCCAGAGAGUCCUCGCUGCAGAAUCACGCCAGCGCACAGCGAGAAGGACCGACACCCAACGCGCCACACGGGCGGACGGCAGGGCGGGCUCAGACAGACCCAGACCGCAGAGGCUCGGAAGGCUGCAGGGAGGAUGUGCGGCGAGAGGGGCGUACGGCAUCGGAGCGGGAAGGGCGACGCGAAGCCCUAGUCCCGAGUCUGAAGCGCGGAGACGGACUGGGGGAAAAUUCCGGAAGCGCGACAAACGUCUGCAGCGGAGAGACCUGCGCGGCGGUGUGCUCGCGCCUGCGGAGAGACUCCGAUGCGAGUCGCGCCGACUCGCCCUCCGCCCUCGCGUCUCCUGUCCGCAGAGUGGGGCCCGCGUCGCGCGGCUCUCCGUCUGGUGGAUGCUCGUCUCCUCGUUGCUCGGCUUGCGCGCGGCCUCUCGCGUUUUCUUCCCGCGCUCUCUCGGCGCCUCAUCGGCCGGCGGUGGCUGCCUGCCAGGGCUUCGCGGCGCCCGCGGAAACGCGCUUCCUGGACUCGACAGAGGAGCGAGAUUGGCGGCAGCGCGCCGAGAGAGGCGCGGAGGAACGCUGGCCGAAGAGCGCGUGGCCCUGUGGCCUCGACCGCAUACCGGCUGAAGAGCUCGCUGCACUUAGCGCCGAAGCUGAAGAUGGAGAAGAAACAGAAGACCGGGAGCAAAAGCUGGCGUUCCUUUUGGAGUCUGGGGGCGAGCACUUACCUGCAGACGAACUGCAGCUGAAGGCGAGCUUGGGCGACGAGCAGGCCCGCGGCACGUCUGCGCGCGAAGGAGCGCCGCGCGAGUGCGCGCUGGAUCGCCUGUGGUGGAAGGCGCUGCUGUCGUGGAAGCUGCUGCAGCUGCUCUGCAUCGCCCUCCCUCUCGCAGCCUGCGCCGGCGCCACGAUGCUCGCGCUCGCUGUGUUGCCGCUCGUGUGGUGCGGCGUGGAGACGCUCGCAGGCCCGUUGGGCGCGUGGGUCCCCACAGAGGAGACAGUUCAGGCGAGCCUGGAGCAUGCCCUCCUGCAGGCGAUCGGCGCAGCCGCCAACGCAGCCGGUCCAGCGUACGUGAAGUGCCUGCAGUGGGCGGGCACCCGCCGCGACCUCUUCCCGUUGAAGCUCUGCGACUUCUGCGCCACCUUCCAGCGACAGCCGACCGACGCCUCGUUCAUGUAUCCCUACAUAGCGCUAUUGAUGCAGAGGCGAUUCGGCGACAACUGGAGAGACGAGCUCGUCCUGGAUCCGCGACCGGUUGGCAGCGGCUGCAUCGCAGUCGUGUUCCGGGGCCUCCUACGCCUCCACGUUCGCGACGAAGAGACGCUCUGGAUGUGUGUAGCUGUGAAGGCGGUUAAGCCUUUCACAAGGGAGUCCAUGCAGGCAGACCUCAUGCUCAUACAGGGGCUCGCCAAAUUCAUUGAAAGCAUCCCAUUCCUGGACUGGCUCAGUCUCUCUCCCGGGGUGAAGCAGUUCUCGGAGAGUAUGGAAGCGCAGCUGAACCUGGAGACCGAAGCUCGGAACUUGCUGCGUUUCCGCCGCGACUUCGAUCUCCCAUCUCCCGUCUUCCCCGCGUCUCUGUCCUCCCUGACAUCUGCGUGUAGACCGCUGCCCAAACACGGCGCCGGUGACUCUGCGUCUUCGUCUCCGCCGUCGCAUACUUCCCGCUCGUUUAUCUCGUGUUCGUCUUCUCUCGCCUCGUCCUCUGUUUCGAAGUCAUCUUCUGCGUCCUCAGCCUCGUCUUCCUUCCUGCCCCCAUUUUUCCUCUGGCUUGCGUCUCUGCUGCCGGCGUUUUCGCUGCCGAGUCAGACAGUCUCCGCGUCGCUGCCUCCUGCAGUCUCCUUCCCGCUGCCGCUGCUGCCGCUCUCAGACGGAGACGUUCUCUUCAUGACCCUCGAGGAAGGCCUUCCUCUGGAUCUGCUCCUGCGCUCAGCGGCCGCGUCGCGAGAGGCUGCGCCGGGUGCGAGUGGAGACUCGCCAGCAGACACCCGCCGCAAACGCGAGCGGCGUCGCGCGUGGUCUUCGUGGGUGUCGUGGCGGCGCAGGCGAGAGGCGCCGCAGGUAUCGGGCUCAGACGCGGAGGAGGCAACGGGCCUUCCAGCGUCUAGCCAAGUGCGCGAGCUGACUGCGGCUGCGGCGGGGGAGAGCGAGGGCGCCGACGAGCCGAAAGCCGCGACGGCAGGCGAAAAGAGGCGCAAGCGCCGCGCAGGUGGAAGUUGCGUAGGAGGCAGCGCUCGACUGGAAGAAGGAGGAGCGGACGCGGAGAGGCUGCUGGAGCGUCCAGCACAACGGCGAAUAGACCCAAGUGCGAAGGGUCGUGUGGAAGCAAAAACGCUGGCGAAGCAAAACGCCGGUCGCCCGGAAGCCCCUGAAACCCCCGCGAUGAGGUGCAGAGACGACGAAGAAGAACGUGGGGAUGACAGCACCGCGGGGAAUGGGGCGAGCGGCGGCUACUACCGACGGAGCCUAGAGGAAGAGCUAAUUGAAGCCGCCAGGAUUGCAGCUCCUCAAGUUGAUAAAGAGCGCGAGCGCAUCGGGCUCGCGGCGCUACACGCCUUCCUGCAGAUGCUUUUCCUCGACAACUUCCUGCACGCCGACCUCCACCCCGGCAACGUCAUGCUUCGCCGCGGGCGCUGUCUCGUCCCUGCGGCCGAGGACGCAGCCCUGCGCGCGGGCGCCUCUGGUGCCGCUGCAGAGGCCUCCAGCGAGCAGAGAGAACAGCUGCCUUCAGCUGCGCCGUUUCCGUCGGGCGGCAGCUCGGUUCCCAUUAUUCCUCUAGCCCGCUUCGUCACAUGCAGCGAGGAGGACUGGCACCACCGAGCCUCUUCUCCGUCUCUCUCCUCGCCUUUGCGCGGGGAAUCCGAGAGCCCGCGCGCCUCUUGGCCUGCCUGCGAGCCGGGAGAAAGGGAGCGGCACGCGCGCCUGCCGAUAAGCGCCGCCCGCUAUGCGCCGCAGCUGCAGCUCGUCUUUCUAGACUCAGGCUUGGCGGCCUCGCUCAGCGUCCAGGAUCGAGAGAAUUUCUUGCUGCUUCUCAAAGCCAUUGCCCUCGCCAGAGGCGAAGCUGCGGGUUCGUCUCCGAGCAGUCCACCAGCAAAACUGCGAGCUAGUUGCGAGUCAAUUCUGCUUCCUGCUCGGAUCAUGCGGCGCCUGCUCGUUGAGCGCGCGAAGCGGCGCUUGGCUGACGCAGACGUGGAGCCUUUCAUCCGAGGCGUCGCAGAUAUGGUAAAGAAGUAUCAUUUCCAGGAAGGCGACGGCGUCCGCUUGGGGGCUGUUCAGCUUGGAGAAAUUUUUUCCAAGAUGCUCGACCUCAGUCGCCGACACAGAGUCGUCCUCGACAGUCAAUUCGCAAACGUGUUUCUAGCCAUCAGCAUUCUGGAAGGCGUAGGCAAGCAGCUCGACCCCCACGUGGACAUUCUCAAGACGGCGCUGCCGUACACAGUCCGCGCUGCCAGAAACCUUUACUUGUCAAAAACACGCCGACGACAGGUGCCUAUGGAAAGCGAAGAAGACUCCAGAAGGGAAGAAAGUCGUGACACGUUGUAA